GUCACUAACGCGGGGAGGGACAUGGCGUGCGUGCGCUAAUGACAGACAGCAGAUACGGUCCGUUAGGGCGAGAGAAAAAACCAAGGGGGAAAGAUAAGCGGCUGCCAGAGCCUCCACAAUAAUUGCAUUAACUGAAUUGUCUCUCGGUGCCCAAAAGCUUGUUCUUGAAAAAUCCUAUCACCACAUUUGGCAAUGAGGACAUCUGUCGCCCGUCCAUACCAUUUGUUUUGGAGGAUUCGGGGACACAACUGAAUCGGGUUUUUACAGCUGAAAGGGUGUAAUUAAAGCUUGGAUAGAGGGAAAGGUUGGAAAUAGUGUGGAGAGGACGUAUAGGGCAGGACAUUUAACCAUAUCCAACGGAUACGUUUUUAUUUUUUAUUUUUUUAAAUCUCUCAUCGUGUGUUAUUAAACAAAGGUUGAUUCCGUAGCCUACAAUUCCCAUUUCAAUCUCUAGUUCGUGGUAAAGGAUGCCAGACCAGAUCUCGGUAUCCGAGUUCCUCUCGGAGACCACCGAGGACUACAAUUCCCCCACGACUUCCAGUUUCACCACCCGGUUGCAAAGCUGUAAGAACACCGUCAAUGUUCUGGAGGAGGCUUUGGAUCAAGACAGGACUGCUUUACAGAAGGUGAAGAAGUCUGUGAAAGCCAUCUACAACUCUGGUCAAGAUCACGUCCAGAAUGAAGGGAAUUAUGGCCAGGCACUGGACAAGUUUGGUAGCAACUUCAUCAGCAGGGACAACCCCGAUCUGGGAACUGCCUUUGUCAAGUUCUCCAGCCUCGUCAAGGAGCUGUCCGCACUUCUGAAAAACCUGCUCCAGAGCUUGAGCCAUAAUGUGAUCUUCACCCUGGACUCUCUUCUCAAAGGAGACCUCAAAGGAGUUAAGGGGGACAUAAAGAAACCGUUUGACAAGGCAUGGAAGGACUAUGAGGCUAAAUUCACCAAGAUUGAGAAGGAGAAGAGGGAGCAUGCUAAACAACAUGGGAUGAUCCGGACUGAGAUUACCGGAGCUGAGAUUGCGGAGGAGAUGGAGAAGGAGCGACGUCUCUUCCAGUUACAGAUGUGCGAGUACCUCAUCAAAGUGAAUGAGAUCAAAACUAAGAAGGGAGUUGACCUGCUCCAGAACCUCAUAAAGUACUACCAUGCACAGUGCAACUUUUUUCAGGAUGGAUUGAAAACUGCAGACAAGUUGAAGCAGUAUAUUGAGAAGCUUGCAGCUGACCUGUAUAACAUUAAGCAGACCCAGGAUGAGGAGAAGAAGCAGUUGACGGCCCUAAGAGACCUCAUUAAAUCAUCUCUGCAGCUGGACCAAAAGGAGGACUCUCAGAGCAAGCAGAGUGGAUACAGCAUGCACCAGCUACAGGGGAACAAGGACUUUGGCAGUGAGAAGAAGGGCUGUUUGAUGAAGAAAAGCGAUGGAUUACGGAAGGUGUGGCAAAAGAGGAAAUGUUCUGUGAAGAGCGGCAUUCUCACUAUCGCACAUGCCACAUCUAACCGACAGCCGGUGAGACUGAACCUACUGACCUGCCAGGUCAAACCCAGUGGGGAGGACAAGAAGUGCUUUGACCUCAUCUCCCAUAAUCGCACAUAUCAUUUCCAGGCUGAAGAUGAACAGGAGUUUGUGAUCUGGAUAUCGGUGCUGACCAACAGUAAAGAGGAGGCACUGAACAAGGCGUUCCGCGGGGAGCAGAGUACAGGAGGAGAGGACACCCUGGAGGACCUGACCAAAGCCAUCAUAGAAGACGUGCUACGGAUACCUGGCAACGAAAUCUGCUGUGACUGUGGUGCGGCUGAGCCAAAAUGGCUGUCUACUAAUCUUGGCAUCCUGACGUGUAUCGAGUGCUCUGGGAUCCACAGGGAGAUGGGUGUCCACAUCUCCCGCAUCCAGUCCAUGGAGCUAGAUAAACUGGGGAGCUCCGAACUCUUGCUGGCUAAGAACAUAGGGAACAGUAGUUUCAAUGGCAUCAUGGAAGGCAAUAUUCCAUGUCCCUCGCCAAAGCCCACCCCAUCAAGUGACAUGACGGUGAGGAAGGAGUACAUCAACGCUAAAUACGUGGACCACAAAUUUGCCCACCAGACUGGCAAAGCCACGGUUCCAGGCAAGCUGUCGGAGGCGGUGCGCUCCCGAGAUCUGCUGUUACUUKUCCAGAUUUAUGCCGAGGGGGCGGAGCUUAUGGAGCCCCUGCCCGAGGCAGGAAAGGAGCCCGGCGAGACUGCCCUCCACUACUCUGUGAGGACUGCUGARCAGACCUCCCUGCAUCUAGUGGACUUCCUGGUGCAAAACAGUGGUAAUCUAGACAGGCAGACGGAGAAUGGAAACACUGCACUCCACUACUGCUGUCUGUACGAGAAACAAGAAUGUUUGAAACUGCUACUGCGGGGCAAACCAGCCAUCGACAUCGCCAAUCAAAGUGGAGAGACUGCUCUGGACAUUGCAAGAAGGUUGCGAGAUACCGGUUCCUCGCACUGGCUGAUGGAGGCGGCAGAGGGGAAGUUUAACCCUCACGUCCAUGUGGAGUAUGAGUGGAACCUGCGGCUGGAGGAAAUAGACGAGAGUGAUGAUGACCUUGAUGAUAAGCCCAGUCCUGUGAAAAAAGAGCGCUCUCCGCGGCCCCAGAGCGUCGGCCACUCCUCCAGUAUGUCCUCCCCUCAGGACAAGCUGCCACUCCCGGGGGGUUACACCCCUCACAGGGACAAACAGCGCCUAUCCUACGGGGCCUUUGCCAACCCAGUCUACAACACCUCCACAGACAUGUCUCCCUCACCAGGACCUGACGGUACUACACUAGCCAGCAGGACAGCAGGGAAAGCACCUUCUACUGGCCCGCCUACCUCCCUUCCCCUGGGCUCCCAGACUGGAGGCAGCGGGGGCAUCUCCACCCUUAAGAAGAGACCCCCACCCCCUCCCCCCGGGCACAAGCGUACCCUCUCAGACCCCCCCAGCCCAGUCCUGCAAGGCCCCCAGAGCACAGGUGGGACCGGUUGGGGAAGCGUGUCCACUCCCCCGCCUACAAACAGGACCUCACCUGGAAACAAGUUUGAGCAGCAGCAGAGCACUACCAUUAGUAAUACAAAGUCAACACUUGGUCCAAGGGUUCUACCCAAACUACCUCAAAAAGUGGCACUACGGAGGAUCGACACUAUCCACCUCCCUUCAGUGGACAAGCUCUGCCAACCUCCGGAGGUUCUACAGAGGUCAACCUGCGCCCAACUAGAGUCUUACCAAAAAUCGCCCCAGCCCCUGCAGACCCCCGGAGACACCCCUCAGAGGGCCCCGUUGGCAGAAAAAACGCAGCUAAGCGAACUGCCUCCCAAACCCCAGAUGUCAGAUCUGCCCCCCAAGCCUCAGCUUUCUGACCUCCCCCCGAAACCACAGCUGUCGAAUCUCCCGCCCAAACCGCAGCUCAAGGACCUCCCGCCCAAGCCUCAACUGAGCGACAUCCCUCCAAAGCCCCCUGUCAGUGAGCGGCUCCCUCCGGGCGAGGCCGUGCAGACUGCGAUGGACAAGCAGUCUUGCAGUCAACAGGGGGAGCUAUCCCCCAGACAGGCCAGUGAGGACACCAAUGGAUCCCCGCCGUGUGCAGUGGAAAUGCCUGUGCCGCUGCCUCGGAAGAUCAACACUGGGAAGAGUAAAACUAGACGGGUGAAGACCAUCUACGACUGCCAGGCGGAUAACGAUGAUGAGCUGACCUUUGCAGAGGGAGAGGUUAUCAUCGUCACAGGAGAGGAGGACCCGGAGUGGUGGAUCGGGCACAUAGAAGGACAUCCCGAGAGGAAAGGGGUCUUCCCCAUGUCCUUUGUGCACAUUCUGUCCGACUGACAGCCGGGGAGAGAGGUGUGAGGCCAUUCCUCUAAUCUAGCACAAGCCCUGCCCUUCCCUGGCCUCACAUCAGACUUUAGGCAGAAGUGAAACAAAUGCGAACAAAGAAUCCAGCCCAGCCUCAGUGCAAUGAAGACUUAUUGUAUAUAAACUGUGAUAUCCUGCCUACCAGUAUUACCGUAGCAGCAACCCAGCAUGAAACUGGGCUUGCAGUAGCUUUCCUCAGAUUUUCUCAAUGUAUGCUGUAGCUGUAUGUAUGUGUGUAGAUAAACAAAUCUAUGUAUGUCCAUGUAAGUGUAUCUUUGUACCUACACAUGCACACCUACGAGUGUAUAUUUCUGUAUUUAUAUAGAAGUGUGCAUAUGUACAUUGACCCUGCUUGCUCAGAGAGGUAGGGCUAUCUUCUUCGUGUUCCAACGGUCUACCAUUUUAGCUUGACUGUUUUAUGUCAUUAUCAUCUCUCGAACUCUUGGAAGUAGUUAAUGAUCAUGACUCAUGAGAGGUCAAUUUGAUAAGGAGUUUGUGACUCAGAUAAUAUACAGUAUAUUAGCCCUUAUGGCACAUAUCCUCUCUGUCUACUGGCCUGUUUAUUUGGCAAUGCAACAAAGUGAGUUUCGAGAUAGCUGAAAGGUUGGAGGAAGUUUUUAUUCAUGACAAUAUACCAAUUUGUUUGUUUUAUUUUUGCUUAUAUUGGGAUCCAUUUGAAGAGACUUUUCUGUCACGGUAUGUUAUACAAUGCUAAUUUGAGCGAUAAAGUGAUUAACAGCCGAGGAAGUCAAACCAUUUGUUGUAGUGCUGGUGGCUGGCACAGUUACUGCAUCAAUCCCCCAGUAGUUAGUAGUUCUCCUUCACCUUAAUUGUGAUAUUAUAUGAUCAAAUGUAUAGUGCGAGAAAUAUGCAUUCUCAUGCAUUUAGCGAAUCUUGAGAUUAUUGUGAAACGUGCAUUUUCAUGGAAAUCUCCACUGCUUGACCAGAGUAUCAAUCCAUGAAGUGAAAAUGGCAUUACACACACACACACUCACACUCAUGCACACACAUUGUUUCACAAGAUCAAAUAUGAAAACCAAGCAUUGUGUGUGAUAUAAAUUAUGAGGAUAGAUGCUUUGUUUCAUACCGGGCUUCCAUCAGUAUUGGUCUGCAAGUUUCAAUGGAGAAGGAUGAAGUUGCCCAAUUAAUGGUUAAAGGGGGGCUGAACUUCCUCAUUUAGCCACAUUUUUCAUAUUGCUCCUUAAGAAAUGCAUCAGCCAUGACUCAAGCCAAAUGAGAGUUGUCUUGUACGUUCACUCCGCCAAAACAGUACACAAUUAGUCACUCACCCUUAUCGAUAACUUGAAACAGUCUAACCAGGUCAUUUUCAUGUUGCACACCUUUUAGUUUUCUCAUUAAAUGCUUUCAAUUUUUGUAUAUGAAUUUCUAUAAUUUAUAGUUGGAGGUUUUUAAGUCAUAAAAAUUUGGAGAUAUUGUCAUUUUAAAAUUUGAGGCUGACAAACUCCCCAGUCCCUGCUGAUGACAAGCACACCRAUAACAUGAAAAUACAGACAGUUUCACUCUGUGUUGUAUUUGACCCAAUACUUUCGUUUUUAAUUUAGGCCAGAAAGUUAAAAUCUUUGCCGAGUUGUCUUGCCGUAUUACUUAACGGUCUUGUUGUAAACAGAAUGGAUGAUUUGGAGUGGAUUUUUUAACACAGGCCGAAGCAUGAGGUCAUGUCGUUGAGCUUCAGGAUUAUUGGAAUGGAAUAUGAUUCAUUUUUAUGUUUGUUUAGAUUUGUCAUGGAGGAAUUUGCUGUGACUGACGGAGGUGUGAAAAUGACUGAAUGACUGCCACGCUGACAUGCCGUUUUUAGGGACAAGGUUUCGCCUUAGUUUAAAAUAAAGCUGUCGUCAUAUUAACAGGAAAGAAAUAAUUAACUAUUAAUGCUUCUUGUAUUAUAUUUGAUGUUGAUGGUCAGGGACAUUUCUUAUGACUAUAGUUAGUGAUUGUUAAAGGGAGACGCCUUUUAUUGUGUAUUGAGUGUAAAUGUAUGUUUGAUUUUGUUUGGGGUUGGAAAAGACUGGGGCAUUGACAGCUACACCACUACCAUCAGGCUUUUUCCUUGUGUUUGGCAUUUACUGUUUACAGUAGCUCAUUCAGCUAGGUUAUUCCUUGUGGGAGAAAAUUUGUUAGCACGUCUUGUUAUUAUUGUGCCUAAUAUGUGUGAUGAGAAUUGAAGCUUUCAUCACAUCCCCUUUAGACCAGGCUUUUUGUUACAUUUCUCAACAAUGUGUGUGUGAUUUCAGCACAGGCAAAACCAGUGGGGCCCCACUGAUGGAGGAGUGAGUAAGCCAUGGCAAUCAAUUGGCUGAUUCACAAAUCCUCUKGAUUUUUACAUUUACUUGAAUAUUUAUUUAAUCUAGAACUAUACCAGAAGCUGGACAUGGGUAAUAAUAAUUAAUUAAACAUAUUCAAAUGCAUCAAAUUCAUGUCAGAUUCUGCGCCUUCUGUGUUAUUCCUCACUCAAGUUGGAUGUAUAUUGGACUGGCAGUGCUUUUUAGAAGGCUAGUUUGACAUUUGUUUUAUUGUGAAAUAACUGGAUGUAGAUGUCUACCCCUGUUCCGCAUGUGUGUUGGCUUCAUUGUUUGAUAUUGUGUGUUGAGGACAGAACCAUGACUCCAUUAUUCAUCGAAUAAUAAAGAUUUUAUGUUGA
Salvelinus sp. IW2-2015 is the source of this 6501-nucleotide messenger RNA. It is a transcript of the gene asap1a, whose product is annotated as ArfGAP with SH3 domain, ankyrin repeat and PH domain 1a. NCBI's taxonomy places the organism in Eukaryota, Metazoa, Chordata, Actinopteri, Salmoniformes, Salmonidae. Gene Ontology annotation, cellular component: cytoplasm. Gene Ontology annotation, molecular function: protein binding; GTPase activator activity. Gene Ontology annotation, biological process: positive regulation of GTPase activity. The record is from RefSeq and is a predicted model, not a curated record.